Messenger RNA from Alligator mississippiensis (American alligator), 3466 nucleotides. RefSeq lists its product as uncharacterized. The record is from RefSeq and is a predicted model, not a curated record. The transcript has 5 exons. The coding region runs from base 96 to 461 and encodes 121 amino acids. Lineage: Eukaryota; Metazoa; Chordata; Crocodylia; Alligatoridae.
CCCAGCUUCAGGGAGGAUCUGGGGUGCAGCUGACCCCACAGCCGCCUCCUGGUAGACCAAGGCUGACCAACAGACCAGCCUGGGUGAGGGCCCCCAUGUUGGUGCACCCGCCAUGCCAACAGGAAGAAGAUGAAGACGUGGGGACCAGUGCUAUGUCCAGAGGCAAGAACCAGCCGCUCCACACUGAGACCCUGAGGCAUAGACAGAAGCUACCCAAGCUGGUCAUGCAGGGAGUGGGUCUUGACAGAAGCCCUCAAAGCAGGGUCAAGCUGGAGUCUCCAAGGAAGACAAGUGUGGCCCAAAGGGACCAAGCACCCUGCACACCCCAGCAGGGCCUGGGGAGGCCAAGAGAUUGGCCACGUCCUGGACUGAAGCCCUUUGCACCCCAAGAUCUCAUCCUCGAGAGGGCAGGGCCCAGAGCGACCCCUAAUAUGUCUGUGUGGGGAAAGAGCCUGUUAUAAAAGCCUACGUGGCCCACAGAGGAGCAGAGCAAGUGACCUGGAUGCACUGUGAAGAUCGUGUUGGCCUCUCUCCUCCCAGGCUUGGAGCGCUCCCCCUGCCAGUGUCAAGCAGGAGACCAAACAGUCCUACAUCAUGUCUAGUGCCAAGUUAAGACACCCUCUCAAACAUCACGGAACACAUGUUGAAACAGGAAUUCUAAUUAUAAAAGUCUAAGUUUGUCUGUCUGUAAUGCUUUAUUCACACUGUGAUUGGGUGAUGGAAACAGCCAAUCAGAGUGCUCCAAGCAUGGGGGAGCACCGCCAUGAUUCUAAAGCCAUCCCGAGGACCGGACAGAGGGUGGGUGAGCCAGGGCCAGCAGCGCUGGCCUCGGCUCCCCCAUCCUGCUCCCUGCAAGCCGCGCUGAGGACCGGACGGGUGGGGGAGCAAGGGCCAGCAGUGCUGGCCUUGGCUUCCCCACCCUGCUCCCUGCAAGAGGCAGAACAGUGGCAGCAUGGGGCAUUAGGUGGCGGCAGUCCAUCCCAGCCCCUUUCCCCAACCCAUCAUUCUUGACAGGCUAGUAAGAAGUAAAUGUUAAACAAUGUGGGAGUCAGUGCACGGCCCUGCUUCACUCUGUUGUUGAUGCUGAAUGAGUCAGACCCUUGGUUUUCAUACAUUACAGUUGCCUUCAUGCCAUCAUGUAAAGAUUUCACAAGGUUUAGCAGUAUAGGUGGACAACCAAGCUUCUUCAGAACAGUGUUAAGCUCUGACCAACGAACCGUGUCAAAGGCUUUUGUUAAAUCUAUAAAAGCCAUAGUGGGAUAUGCUUCUCUCUGCACUUUCCUUGCAGUUGUCUUACAGAGAAGACAAUCUCUAUUGUGGACCUUUCCAACCAGAAGCCACACUGGCUCUCAGGAUAGGUUUUCCCAGCUAAUGAAUGGCAGCAAUACUUCCAAAUGGUCUGCAAACCAGUCAUCAUUUUUCUUAGUAUUCUUUCCAAAACUUUUGCUUGCCACAUUUGUACAUAGUUAUCUUCAGGAUUUCCCAUGCAGCUGAUGCAGUCUCAUUCAUUCUGGCUGAUUUGCUAUUUCUUCAAUGAAAAGCUAUUUCUUGAUAGGAUUAUUGAUUUGGCAAAAGUCAAUUCAAGGUUGUCCAGCAGUUUUAUUGUGGUGGAGCUUCUUAGCUUGAAACUUCACUUUGUAGCAGACAAGGGAGUGGUCGUGCUGCAGUCUACGCUUUGGAAGGGUCUUGUAUGCAGGUUGUCUUUCAAAUGUGUAUGCUUUUUCAGUAACAAAUUCAGCUGAUGCCAGUCUUCAUGACAUUCUUCUGAUGUUACCAGCAAAGGUGUUGGUCACCGAUAAGUCUUGACUGGCACAGAGCUCAAGAAUUCUCUGAUCAUUGUCACUCAUACGUCCAAUGCCAUGCCUGCCCAGAAUCCCAGCCCAGGUCUCAGACUUGGAUCCAACACUUGCAUUGGAGUCUCCAACUACUAGGAUGGGUUCCUUCCAUGGAAUCUGGCUGAUCAGUUCUUCCAGCUGUUGAUAGAAGCUGUUCUUCUCCUCAUCACUAGCCUGCAAGGUGGGAGCAUAGACACUGACAGGGUUGAUGAAACCCUUCCAUAAUCUAAUGCAGUGUUGUGGUACGUAUGGAUACUGAAAUCGAUGUAGGAACGCUUCACAUGAUAACAUAAGUUAAUUUCUGAUAGCAAAACCUACACCAUGCUCUCCUUAUUCCUUCAGGUUUGCCAUGCCAGGAAGUGAUGUAGUCCUCUUUUAUGAAGCCUGUGUCACAGAGCCAAGUUUCCAAAACACCUGCAAUAUAAAUUCUGAAAUGUGCAAGCUCAUUACUCAACAUAGCCAUUUUCCUUAGAUCUGAAUCCAGAUGUGAGUCAUAUCCAGGGGUCAGAGUCUGAAUAUUCCAAAAAGCAAUUCUGCUUAUAAAAUCAGUUGAUCCAGGAUGUAAGCAGUGAGGCAAGCCUUGUUUGACCCACCUUUUCUAAAGCCACUCUUAUGUGAGGCAAGCAAGCCAUCUUUAACCAGUGCUGCUUGGAAAUCUUGGUAGCUGCCUCAGGGCCCUUAUUCCUCUCUCCAAUCCCUGUAACCAUUUUGCCAAGACCUUCAGUGCCUAGGCCUAGGCAGAGUCAUAGAGGAGCGGAGGCUGCCAUAGAUCCCCCCUUAAGAUCACAGCCAAAAUCCAAAGGCCAGAACAAGUCUAGACAUUCAGUGACACAGAAGUGGUAGCUGCUGCCAGAGAGCAACCUGAAUAGAGCUGCUAAUUGCCUGUUGCUUCAGUGUGAGCGCCUUUUCUAUCAGGAUGAGGUCCCUUAGCCUUUCUUUAACCAAGAAAUGUCCACAAAGCAGCAGAGGAUGCAGUUUAAUGUCAUGCCCAGGACAAAUGGCAUGUCAGGCCAGAGGGCCACGAGGUCACAGACAAACUGCCAGAGAGUCAGAGAAGGGCCAUCCCUGUGAGGGCAAAAAUGGCAGUCAGUCUGGGCUGCACCGGUCUGUACAUCUUAUGUUGUACUGUCCUGGCAACUGUUGAUCACCUGGAUCACGGUUUACAUGCAAGUGGUCUAUAUGACCAUCACACCAUAACCACCAGCGCAUGCACCUAGGCAAGAGGAUGGAGCACAAGAGGCUGCCGUGGACCUACCGCCCCCCACUCAGACCAUCGAGACAGAGUCCAAAGGCCAGACUGAGUCCAGAAGUUCAGUACCUCCAUGGAUGUAGCUUCCACCAGAGAGCAAUAGAUAGAGCUGCUGCUGACUGCCUCACACCUCAGCAAGGGCGCAUUUCUCUCAGGAUGAUGUCCCCUUGCCUAUCUGUAACCAAGGAGUACCCACAAAGCAGCAAGGUUUUAUUGUACUAUAUAUUUAUAUUGAAUAGAAACCUUUAAUGUUUAAAAGGAAAUAUACAUCAGACUGUUAAUGAUAUCAUCAGUCAUUACCACUGUUGUGUGAUUUAGUGUUGUCACCUGUCACUACAAAGGGUACUUAUUUAGUGAGGCAAAUAUAAUGCCAACAUGGAUU